CUUUAAUGAUUCAAUGUUUCUAAUAAGCUUCAUUGCUAGUAGCAUUUUUCUUAUCAAAGGGUCCAUGCAAAGAUUUUUCUUAUCUGAGGUUCCGAUUUUCUAGCUUGUUUUACAUGCAACUCCCUCUAUCACGCAUGUUGUCUGCUGUUGAAUAAAAGAGACAUAAAUCAUCAGAAAAUCAUUGCAUGCCUUUUCAUUAAUGGAGGUUAUCUGGUACUUAGUUUUAUUCUCUUUCAUUUUACGAACGUCCACACUAAAAAUUAUUACUCCAGGACAGUCCAUAAAAGAUGGUGAAACUCUUAUAUCAGUUGGUGAAAGCUUUGAACUGGGAUUUUUUAGUCCUGGAAGCUCGAAGAGUAGAUAUGUUGGAAUAUGGUACAAGAAUAUUCCGAGUAGGACUGUUGUAUGGGUAGCCAACAGGGAAGCUCCUAUUUUUGAUCACUCAGGAGUUCUAAGUUUCGGUAACCAAGGAAUUCUCACACUCCUGAAUAGCACGAAAACUGUUGUUUGGUCUUCCAAUACAUCAAGAACAGCCCAGUAUCCUGUUUUACAGCUGUUGGAAUCAGGAAAUCUGGUGGCGAAAGACAGAAAUGAUAACAAUCCACAGAACUUUUUCUGGCAAAGUUUUGAUUAUCCUUGUGAUAACUUUUUACCAGGAAUGAAGCUUGGAAAGGACUUAGUCACUGGUUUUGAGAGGUAUAUAUCGUCCUGGAAAAGUGCAGAUGAUCCUGCUCAAGGGCAAUAUUCAUUAAGAAUAGAUCCCCAUGGAUUCCCACAAUUAGUUGCUAGGAAAGGAUCGCAAGUAGUGUUUAGAUUAGGGUCAUGGAAUGGUCUUUAUUUUUCACACCGGAAGCCAAAUACUAAACCAAGUCCACUAUAUUCAUAUCAGUUCGUCUUGGAUAAGAAUGAGGUGUACUACAAAUGUGAGCUCCAAAACAGUUCAGUUAUUUCGAGGUAUGCAAUGAAUCCAUCCGGCCUCAUGCAGCGAUUCUUAUGGAAUGAGAGAAAACAAGAAUGGGAGAUUUUCUCUACGGCACAGACAGAUCAGUGUACUGUCUAUGGCUUUUGUGGAGCAUAUGCUAGUUGCAACCCUGAUAGGUCUAGUCCAUGUGCAUGCCUGGAAGGAUUUGUACACAAAUCACCAACUUCCGGUGAUUGGAAUUCAAUAGAUUGGUCAGACGGAUGCAUUAGAAGGACACCACUGGCUUGUGAUAGUGGAGACAGUUUUCUCAAGCACACUCGGUUGGAAUUGCCAGACACUUCAAAAUCUUGGGCUAACAAGAGUAUGAGUUUCAAGGAGUGUGAGGAAUUGUGUUUGAGAAACUGCUCUUGCACGGCAUAUGCAAAUUUAGAUAUCAGAGAAGGAACUGGCUGCUUGCUUUGGUUUAAUGAAUUGAUUGACAUGACAGAAUUCACCGAGGAUGGACAAGACCUCUAUAUUCGACUGGCUAAGUCAGAGCUAGAUCAACUUCAAAGAAAAAUGAAGUCAAAGGAAAAGCGGAAGGCAGUAGUCAUAGCCAUCUCCAUCAUAAUAGCCACGGGAAUGAUGGUAACAAUGGUUCUGCUAUACAAACGAAAGAAAAAUCUUAGCAAUGAAGGUAAACACAAGGAAAAGAUGGAGUUGCCACUAUUUGAUUUUGCAACUAUAGUUAAUGCGACAGAUAACUUCUCAACCAGCAACAAGCUGGGACAAGGUGGCUUUGGUCAUGUAUACAAGGGUAUGUUGAAAGAGGGAAAAGAAAUUGCAGUAAAGAGACUUUCAAAGGAUUCUGGACAAGGAUUGGAUGAAUUUAAAAAUGAAGUUACACUGAUCGUGAAACUUCAGCACCGCAAUCUUGUAAAGCUAUUUGGUUUUUGCAUUAAGGGGGAUGAAAGGAUGCUAAUCUAUGAAUACUUGCCCAACAAAAGUUUAGACUACUUUAUUUUUGAUAAAACAAGAAACAAAUUGCUGGACUGGCAUAGGCGCAUGCACGUUAUAGAUGGAAUUGCUCGAGGGCUUCUUUAUCUCCAUCAUGACUCUAGACUAAGGAUUAUCCAUAGAGAUCUAAAAGCCAGUAACAUAUUACUAGAUAAUAGUAUGAAUCCGAAGAUUUCAGACUUCGGCUUGGCUAGGAAGUUUGGAGGAGAUCAGACUGAGGACAAGACAAGAAGAGUGGUUGGAACAUAUGGUUACAUGUCUCCAGAGUAUGCCUUUCAUGGGUGUUUCUCAAUGAAAUCUGAUGUCUUCAGUUUUGGAGUUUUGGUUCUGGAGAUAAUAACAGGGAAGAGAAGCAGAGGCUACUCAGAUCAUGACCAUAAUCUUCUUGGACAUGCAUGGAGAUUGUGGAUUGAAGAGAGGCCAUUAGAACUAAUCGAGAACACAUUAGGGGACUCCUACAUUAUAACUGAAGUUUUAAGAUGUAUCCAUGUAGCUCUCUUAUGUGUGCAACAACGCCCUGAAGACAGACCGAACAUGUCAUCUGUGUUGCUUAUGUUGGGUGGUGAGAGUACAUUACCUCAACCAAAUCAGCCUGGUUAUUUCAUUGAAAAGAAUCUGCCAUCAGGCAAACAAUCAUCUUCAUUAAAUGAAUUCACCAUUACAAUAGAGGCAAGAUAGAAGAGCAUCAUAUCACUAAAAUUUUGCAAGGUGACUACGAAUUACUGAAAAUUUUGAAACAUUUUCGGUUCAGGAAGUUCCGCAUUUAAAUUUCACUAUCAUUUGACACCCUAGCAGGAUAGUUUUUCUCAAAGGAUGCCUCAUGAAAGUUGCUAUCUUCCAAGGUUUUUAGCUUGUUUUUCUUGAUAUAUUGUAU
Durio zibethinus is the source of this 2792-nucleotide messenger RNA. RefSeq names its product G-type lectin S-receptor-like serine/threonine-protein kinase At4g27290. Gene Ontology annotation, molecular function: ATP binding; protein serine/threonine kinase activity. Gene Ontology annotation, biological process: recognition of pollen; protein phosphorylation. The record is from RefSeq and is a predicted model, not a curated record. NCBI's taxonomy places the organism in Eukaryota, Viridiplantae, Streptophyta, Magnoliopsida, Malvales, Malvaceae.